This is a messenger RNA of Funneliformis geosporum, 765 nucleotides long. NCBI's taxonomy places the organism in Eukaryota, Fungi, Glomeromycota, Glomeromycetes, Glomerales, Glomeraceae. The record is from the annotation of a GenBank genome assembly.
AUGGUAAACACUACACAAUCAAAACUUAGUUCUAAAGAUACCGCGAAGUUGUGUGCAGAAUAUUUCUUGUGUGGAUUUAAAGAUGCUUUUGCUUGGCCUUCUAGUUUGAUCACUAUAUACGGAAACAAGGACGAUGUUAUAUAUGCACCAUUCGUAACAGAUACUAUCGUAGCAUUAACAUAUCAACUGUUUUGGGUAUAUCCAAUUUUUCUGCUUAGUUUCGUGUUAAAUGCUAUGUGGUAUCAAGAAAUUGCGGAUCAUGCUUAUCAAAUACAUCAUGGGCAACCAGUAAAUUCACAAUGGACAUAUAAUCGAGCGCUUCGGCUUAUAGCUGAUGAGAUUUAUCGAGCAAUUUUAUUCAUGAAUUAUUUGUUUUUUGCUACAACAAUAUAUAUUUUACCCAUCGUUGGACCAAUUAUUUCUUUCAUAUAUUUUUGCUGGAUAUACGCUUAUUAUAGUUUCGAAUACAAAUGGGUCAACCGAGGAUGGAAGUUGGAACAACGAAUUCAAUAUUUUGAAGAAAAGUGGGCUUACUUUGCAGGAUUUGGUUUCACCUUUACAAUUUUGACAUUUUUUGUUGAUCAAUUUUUGAGUGCUGGAGUAUUCGCGCUCUUUUUUCCACUUUACAUCAUUAUGGCCAAUAAUGCGAGCCCAAUGCCAAGAAAGGAUGAACGAGCGCGAUUUUCAUCAUCAAUGCCAUACAGGUUACCAGUGUUUUGGGUGGCAAGAAAACUUAAUGAUAAAAUAAUAACUUGUUUUUCGUAG